Hemiscyllium ocellatum (epaulette shark) is the source of this 1409-nucleotide messenger RNA. RefSeq names its product N-methylpurine DNA glycosylase (gene mpg). The transcript has a single exon. Bases 175 to 1002 code for a protein of 275 amino acids. NCBI's taxonomy places the organism in Eukaryota, Metazoa, Chordata, Chondrichthyes, Orectolobiformes, Hemiscylliidae. Gene Ontology annotation, molecular function: alkylbase DNA N-glycosylase activity; DNA binding. The record is from RefSeq and is a predicted model, not a curated record. Gene Ontology annotation, biological process: base-excision repair.
UCCUGUUCCCAGCCUGCAUGGCUGCAAUGUUGCUGAAGCCGAGAGCAAAGCGUUGUGUUUGCAGCACCUGAACCCUGGAGGUUAGGGAUCAGCUGCAAGUUCCAGAGUACAGUGCAGACAGCUGGCAACCUGAGCUGUCUGCGGGACUCGGGUCUGAGCCUGAACCCUGUUUGAAUGGGACCGAAGAAAAGGAAAGUGGUGACUGCCCGGCCUGGGGCGAGGGAAAGAAGGAGCGGGCUGUCUGUGCAGCUGCAGCCUGGUGUGGGACAGGGAGCGGAGCCGGAGCCCCGGGGCCAUCUGCAGCAGCAGCUCCCGGAGGAGGCUCCGGUCACCAGCGUCUAUUUCAACAAAGUGGCCCACCGCAGGCUGUCCUCGGGCUUCUUCAAUCGGCCUUGUGUGACUUUGGCCAAGGAGUUUCUGGGUCAGGUCAUGGUCCGAAAGUUUCCGGAUGGUAGUGAAGUGAAAGGCAGAAUAGUAGAGACUGAAGCUUACCUGGGCGGUGAGGACCAAGCGUCCCAUUCCUGCGGGGGCAAACAGACUCCGAGGAAUGCCGCUAUGUUUAUGACUCCAGGCACCAUGUAUGUUUAUCAGAUUUAUGGGGUGUAUUUCUGCUUAAAUGUGUCCAGUCAGGGAGAUGGUGCGGCCGUUCUGGUACGAUCGCUGGAACCUCUACAUGGAUUGGACACAAUGAGACAACUUCGCAGCAAACGGAGGCGAGAAGCUGGGAAGCCCCUGAAAGACCAUGAGCUAUGUAACGGACCCUCGAAACUGUGUCAGGCGUUAGAUAUCACCAAGAUCUUUGACAGGGGAGACUUGGCUACAGGCAAUGAAAUCUGGUUGGAACCUGGCCCUGAAGAAAUAAAUGGAGCAGAUAUAGUGUCCACCAGCCGCAUUGGGAUAGGCUAUGCAGGGGAAUGGGUUAACAAACCCCUGAGAUUUUAUAUAAAGGGCAACAAAUGUGUGAGUGUUGUAGACAGGGACGCUGAAAAGGAGAAAGACUAGUUGGGUUAUGCCGUUACGAAAUCACUGUUAUGGUGCCCUAAUUUUUCAUUGUCUGUUUCAAAGCUUUUAUUUUUACUGGCAAAAGCUUCAGACAUUGUUAACUCUAAGUAACUUAGUCUGUUCAAAACACCACGUAUAGUGCAAUAUUGCAAAAAUUCCGAACGUUCUGUUUUGCUUUUUACAGUCCUCAUAUUGAUUGGCUGCAAGGGAGUUGAAUUGAAAACAUAGAAAACACAGAUUAGUUCAAACCCAUCAUUGCGUUGAAGCCUCUUCUAAACCACCCUGAACAAAUAAAAUUAUUUCAUAUACAACUGCAUAAUGAUGCAGAUUUCUGAGAAAAUACUUUGAAAUAUGUGUAUUAUAUAUGUCUUAAUUAAUUUUCACAAUAAAAUACCUUUUUUUUGCAA